This is a messenger RNA of Arabis nemorensis, 291 nucleotides long. The record is from the annotation of a GenBank genome assembly. Lineage: Eukaryota; Viridiplantae; Streptophyta; Magnoliopsida; Brassicales; Brassicaceae.
AUGGGGCCAAUACACAUUGGAGACCAGCAAACUGAGCAUUGCGCCAAUGAAUGUGAUGCAAUUAUUGACUCGGGCCAUUCGUUAGUCAAAGGUCCACCGUCUAUGAUUAACGACAUCAAUAAAGCUAUUGGAGCGGACAUCGUUACAAGAUCAGUGCAUUGCGGUAAAAUUUCCUCGAUGCCCACAAUCUCCUUUACUAUCAAUGGUAGAACCUUCCCUAUCUCCCCAAAAGAUUAUAUAGAGAUACCUACAAUUGGAGACGACUUGAAACAACCCAACCCUUUUUUUUAA